Molecule: messenger RNA, 1069 nt
Organism: Puntigrus tetrazona (Sumatra barb)
Lineage: Eukaryota; Metazoa; Chordata; Actinopteri; Cypriniformes; Cyprinidae
Gene: her11
Product: hairy-related 11
Exons: 4
Coding region: 42-860 (272 amino acids)
Biological process (GO): regulation of neurogenesis; regulation of transcription by RNA polymerase II; anterior/posterior pattern specification
Cellular component (GO): nucleus
Molecular function (GO): protein dimerization activity; RNA polymerase II cis-regulatory region sequence-specific DNA binding; DNA-binding transcription factor activity, RNA polymerase II-specific
Source: RefSeq, a predicted model, not a curated record
CCCACGUUUAAGGAAUUAAAGCGAAGCGACCGACUCUCGACAUGACCAAGGCAGAGGGAGUCAAAAGAAAGUUAAAGCCUGUGAUAGAGAAGAAGAGAAGAGACAGAAUCAACUAUAACCUGGACGCGUUAAGAGAUCUGCUUUUCAAGAACACCGCAGACACGCGUUUGCAAAAUCCCAAACUGGAAAAAGCGGAGAUUUUAGAUCUUGCAGUUCAGUACAUAAAACAGGCCACGAGAAAAAGCGAGACAAAGGUGACUUCUAAUCAAAUGGAUCCUAAGGCCACGCGGAAGCAGUCUGUUUCUACAGACCCCAUCUUCCCCAGUGACUUCUACGUGCCAGACUUCUGUGGGAGGUUCAGAUCAUCUGAAGAGAGGGAGGUUCUUCUGAAACUCAGGGUCAGUCACAACGGCCUAACUGGUGCAUCCAAAGCAGAAAACGAAGCAGCUGCACGGACGUGCUUCCUUCUAUCACCAUCAGGCCAGAGCUACGAGCAGAAACUUCUCUUAAACCCUGAAUCAUCUUUGGAUGGCUCUAAACUUCUGCAUCAGUGGCCUUCUCCUCCCAGUUCUUCAUCAUCACAAUGUAGCUCCCCUCCAUCAUCUCCCACUUUUACCAGCCUGUCCUCUUCUCCCAGUAACUCCCCUCCAUAUGUAUUCAUGCCUUGUUCUCUACCCGUUCUUUCUGAUUCGCUGUCACCUCUCUCAACACCACUUCCGCUCCAUAGGCCUGUCAUUGUUCCUCAGCCUGUUCUGCCCAACAUGGCUAGAGAUUUUACCCCACCGCAGUCUCCAGUACUGGCUCUUCGACCGGAACCCUUUUCUCUUCCAACCCAGUUAGUGUGGAGACCAUGGAGUUGAACUCCUACAACGGAGGGCUUUCCCCUUUCACCUUGGCACUGCUCUGAAGGAAAAAUGACCUCAAGGACCUCAUGGGACUCAUGGCGUGACAUGAGCACAGGGUUAUCGCUUGUGUUUGCCUCUAGUUACUAUUAGCCUACUUUUGUCAUCUUUUUGAUGACGUAUAUAUUUUUUAACUGGACUAUUUAUUGUUUUGACUGAUGUCUUCA